Messenger RNA from Microplitis demolitor, 6813 nucleotides. RefSeq lists its product as uncharacterized. The record is from RefSeq and is a predicted model, not a curated record. Lineage: Eukaryota; Metazoa; Arthropoda; Insecta; Hymenoptera; Braconidae. Bases 287 to 6766 code for a protein of 2159 amino acids. The transcript is spliced from 10 exons.
CGCAUCAGUGAAUAAAUUUAAACGUAUUUCAUCUAUACAAAUACGAAUAUAAAUAUAAAUUUUGUUUGUGCAUUUGCAAUAAAAUUUUAUUUCCAUACAUUUAUUUUUUAGUGCGUGACAAUAAAAAGUUAUUGCGAUUAAUAAAAAUACUUUUAAUAAACAUUGAUUUCAAAUGUAAAUAAAGUGGGUCAAGGUAUAGCUGAAGUGAUAUUUGAAUAUUUAUAAAAAUGUAAAUAUUAAAAAUAUGAAACAGUGAAACGGUUGGUUAUUAUUAAGUCGUACGUCAAUGGACGCAAAAGAAAAUCCGAAGGACGGCAGUCCCCUCAGUCAUAAUGAUACUUCUUUGUAUAGAAGAUAUAAUAAUAAUAAUAAACAUCAGUAUCAACAGCCACAUCAACAUCAGCAUCAAAAAUCGAAGCCGUCGUCUCUUGUAAGUAAUCCCCGGCUAAUACAAAAUGACAAUACAGAUGCUGAUGAAGAAGAUCAAUAUAAACUUUACUCUAGUAGCGAUGAAAAUAUACCAAAAAAUAGUAAUUCCAAUAUAAGUACAAUCGAUACACAAUCUGUUAAUAAUAUACUCGAUAAAUAUGAAGAUCUUGAUUGUGAAAAAUCAUCAGAUUCAAGUAGUUUGAAUGCUGUUAAUUUUGAAACUGAUAUUGACAUCAAUCAGCAUCACCAAGAGCAGCAGCAACAGCUGGAUCAAAUCUUUAUAACAGCCGGUAAAAUGCGACAUCGUCCCACUUGCUACUCAAGUGAAAGGCUUGACAAGAAACAAGUGCUCAGGGUCAACCAGCAGACACAGGUGCGACAAAGAUCGCGCGAUCGAGUUAAAGAACAUCAUCAACAACAACAACAACAUAUCUCUUCAGAUGGUCACAAAGAAUCAUUUAUUGUUGACGAUCAUCUUAAUUCAUUUAUCGUACGAUCAAAUACAAAUAUAUAUGAUAAUAAAAAAAUAGUACCGCAUCAAGUUAUGUAUUUACAAAAAGGUGAAGUACAAAAACGUGUUGAUGAAUGGUUAAAUCAUAGCCAAAAUUUACAGUUAACUAAAUCUAACAUUAAUAAUAGUGGCAAUGCUAGUUGUAAUAAAUUAAAUAUUAGUAAUAAUAAUAAUACUACCACUAGUAGUAGUGGUAAUACUAAACGUGAAAUAUAUUUAACGAGAUCGAAUAGUAAUAUUGAACAAAAAAGACGUUAUUGCAAUAAUGAAUCACGAUUACUUAAUGACAAAAUGGAAUCUCGUCUCAAUGACACAGUGAGUUUUGAAAAUUUAAAUUCUGAACAGCAAUUACCAAGACGUGAAUACAAGGCCAUACUUAGUAAUGAUCGGAUAAAUUCACAAAAGGAAACAUACAGAGAUUAUUGUGCAGUAAGAAACGGUUUGAAAAACCACCGUCAUCACAAAGAUACUGAAAAUUUAAAAGUAUAUAAAGUUAACAACCAAAAUGAUACUGUGUCUGAAUCAUCUGAUGAUUAUUUCAAUUUACAACAGCAACAACGAAACCGUAAAGAAGAAAUGAAAACUAGUGUGGAUAAUAAUUAUCCACAAGAUAGUCAACAAGAUAUUAUUUAUUCAAAAUGUAAAUCUGUGAGUACUAGUACUAGUAUACGACGAAUACCUUCAGCUAGUCGGAGACCAAUCAGGUGCACAGACGAUGCAACCGCACUAAAUAAGGCCAGAGAAAGCCGACGACAGUUAAUUACAGCACGAGUGUAUCAACGUGUGAAUAGUGAAUCCGUCAAUGAAACUAGAAAUGAGUUUAUUAAUCAUCAGCAAAACCAACAAGCUACCAACAAAGAAGUAAAUAAAGUUAAAAAACCUCCGCCUCCACCGCGAAGAGAUUUUACUGGUCGGAAUAAUCGAGAGGAAACUGCGCAGAGUUUAUUAAAUAAUCAAUCAGGUUGUUCGAGUUUUAAGCCGCUUGGCAAAUUACUAAGUAAACAACUGGGUGAUUGUAAUGCAAAUAGUGAUUUUGAUAUAACUAUUGGCAAAUUACAUGAUAAUGGUGUGAUAACAAGGAAUACUGAUGAAAUGAUUAAAAAUAAAUCGUCAUUGCAUUGUAAAACUAUUCAGACUGAUGACCUUCUGAGUAUUCUUGCACCUGCUGCCAAGAGAUCUGUGUACAAAGAAGACAAUGAAGAAGAAUCUGAUCAAGGUUUCAUUAAUUUGACUAAAGAAAUCAAUCAGAAUAGCGGCGACCUAGAAAUGCCUUCUGAAAGUUGCUUGGAUAAAUUGACGGCUGUAGAAACUAAAAAUUUUAAUACUAAGAUACAAAGACGUGAUAAUUAUUAUUGUAAAGAAGAGAAUACUAGUAAAAAUAAAGAUAAUGGAAUUGCUGAGAUAAGAAACGGAAAAAUUAUGAGCUCGUUUAAUCAGUUAAAUAAAAAUCAAUAUGAUAUUUUGUCAAGCAAUAGUAUUGAUGAAGAAAAAUUAUCGUCGGAUAAAAGAGAAAGAGUUGAAAAAAAAGAGACAUCGAAAAGUUGUAAGACAAAUAAAGUAACGGAUGAAAUUCUACAAGACUCUUAUGAGGGCAGAAGUACGUUGAAGUUAGAUAGAGAUCGUGGAGCGAUCCAUACUAAAGAUCUGGAAAGUCGGGCAACAUUUCAAGAUACUUUGGUCGCGGACUUUGCUGAAAACUCAAUAUUUCAGCAUAAGAAUGACGAUUGUUUUCAAAGCCAUUUACUUAAUACUAAAAACUCUUGGAAAGUUGAACCAAUUUAUUCAAAAGCUAAUAGUGACUCGAUGCACGUCGAAUUGUUUAACGUUAAACAAAAAACCAUGAUUAAUAAUGAUAGUUCAAAUACUCAAACUAAUAGUGAUGUUUAUAAUUUAAGUUUAAAAAAAAUUGUUGAUAAUCCAAAAGUUGAUAAUGAAUCGGUUGAAUCAAAUCAUGCUAAGCCAUUUAACUUUAAUAGUGUUCUCAGUGACGAUUAUAAAAACUUACAUAUACGCGAAGCUAAUCGAUUGAAUGAAUGUAAAGUUCAUCUUACCAAAGAAAUUAUAGAGAGACAAAGACUAAUGGAUAUGCUUAGGAAAGGGGAUUAUCAUGCAGUUAAAUUGGAACUUGAAAAAAGUUUCACUGUAUCAACACCGGGAGAUAGUAGUCCAGUUUGCUAUCCACCCUGCAGCCCACCUCCAGCUCCAGCGGCUUAUCUAUCAAGUGUCCGAGCAUCAUCCAGGAAAUUAGACGGUGCAAGUGGACAUCCUUCACCUGAUCGUGACUCCGUCGGACGACUACUUCGAUAUUUGAAGAGCUUCUACAAAGAAGUAGCGACAAGAGAUCCUCAUCACUUGCCACCAUGGACUUCAUUUUUACCAGCUGGUACAUUUUGCCCAGCACAUUUUCAACCCCACUUACAGCUUAUCUACAACAACGACCAAGAGCAUCGUUUAGAGAGAAUAAAAAUCGAUCAAAUCUUCACAUCAAUACGAUUGAGUGACGGAAUUUUGUUGGAAGGACCUAGACGAGUCGCAAUAGAAGGUGGACCAGGAAGUGGUCGAACAAGUUUAUGUUUGAAAUUACUUCACCAAUGGGCAAAUCAGGGCGAUGGACCAGCUCUUGCAUUCAUGAUACCAUUACGUGAAUUACGUGGGAAUUCAAUAAUAAAUUACUUAACACGUGAAUUUCUGCCUAAAAGUGCAGCUCUAGGUGAUGCAAUAGCACAAGUGUGGCGAACACUUCAUUUGUUAGAAGACCGUGUGCUUUUUAUUCUUGACGGGUACGAUGAAUGUUCAGGUGCAAAGGCAUCAUUAGCAGACGCGGCAGACCUUUUAGAAGCACGUCUUUUUCCCGAUGCAAGAAUACUCGUUACCUGUACACCAAACAAUUCAUCAAGCUUGUCAAGUAUGGUACAACGCCGAAUUCUCCUGACUGGUCUUGAGUGGUCCCACGUUGAAAAACUAUGCGUUGCAUAUUUUAUUCAUAAUAAUUUGUCAGAACAUGCAUGUGAUUUUUUAGAAAAUUUAAAUGUACAGUCGCAGUCUGCAAAAGAGUUUAUACAGUAUCCAUUAGGUUGGAUUAUGUUAUGUUCGCUUUAUCGUGAUUCUGGUAAAUUGCCGAGCGAAUCAAAUACAUUGAUACAAGAAGCUAUUAAAGGUGUUGUUAAAAAAAGUUUAGAGCACCCAUUGACUCCUGACGAAGAGAUACCUAUUUAUUAUAAAAAGAAACUCGAAGACUUUGGUAAACUUUCUUUGUCAAGUUUGAGAAAAGGUAAAUGCUGUUACACCGAAACAGAGUUAAGAACUCGUGGUGGCGGAAUCGAUAUCACAAGACUUGGGUUUCUGACACGAGGUUUUACUUUCGGACAUCGUCGGAAAACAGAAAUUUAUACGCCAAUACAUCUAGCGGUGAUCCAAUACUUUGCAGCAUGUUACCUUGCAUCAGUAUCACAAUUCACAAACAUAUUGCGCAAUGAGUUAGAUGGAUUACCCACCGAAAUAAUAAGCCAUUUAGCAGCAUUACUGGGUCCCCGAACUCAUUUAAUUCUUAACCAACUAUGCCCAUUGGAAAUUCCACCAAGAAUGAUAUUCUCGUUACUUAAAGCCGCAGGAACAUCUGACAAUAAUAUUCUGUCAGUUUGUCGAUUAUUUGGAGCAGCAUCGGGUUUCGGACCGACUCCUAAUGAGAAGCCUCCAGUUCCAUUAGUCCAAAUAUCACCACUCGAGUUGGAAGGAUGGGCUAAAAUACUUUCCAGCUCAGCUUGUACACUUGAAGCUCUUGAAGUUGUCUUUCAAGUUGAACGUGGAUCUGAUCCAACUUAUCUAAAUAAUUUCUUCAAUGCACUUUCUAACAACGAAAGCGUUAAACUUGUUAGAAUAACUUCACUGUUGGGACAAGAAUUUUCAACUGACGAAACACAAAGGCUCGCUGAAUAUCUCAAGAGUGUACUUAGUAAAAAGAAACUUAACGAUUUUGAACUAGUUAUUACGUGCUUAGAAGAAUCCUCAAAUGACAGACUGGAGUGUGUAGUGUGUGCUCUCUGUCAAGGUUUAAGAAAUGCAUCUCCUCACCUAUCACGAGUGGUACUCGAUAUGAAUCUGUCCAGCGAGCAAGUCAGUAGGGUUUGCAAGACUCUCCGCGAUUGUGCUCAAGUACAGGCACUACACUUGCCCCAUUUGAGCUGUGGUAGUGAUGGUUUGGCAUCUGUUGCAAACCUUCUCAAAGAAAGACCUUUGUUUGCACUCAAUCUUGCCGGAAGCUGGGGAACUAAGAGUGAAGAUCCAUCAAGCUCUGGGAUUAGUAUGGGGUCUGGGUCAGGCUCUGGAAGCAGCGGUUGCGCAUCAAACACACUCGGAACAUUAUCCGUUAAUCGGUGCUACUCUUCUCUUCCACGUGGUACCCUCGCAGCUUACGGGAGUUUGACUAGACCAGCAACGUUACCACGUCUGCCAUUAGGUAUUGGCCUCAAUCCUAGUCCAACAACUGCUAAUGGCACACUUCCACAAAAUGAUAAUGACAAAGACAGCAGUUCUGGUAAUAGCAAGAGAAAUAGUGACAGCGUACUCUGUCAUCGUCUCCCUGUGAUGCAUCCGCUUCCUACAUGUGACGUUGCCUGCCAUCAAGGAACUGGUUUCCAUGAAAUUUUCAGUACCAUACGAGAACAAAACUGCAAAUUAAGAUCUUUGAAUGUCUCAAAAUGUCUGCAAGGAAGUCUGGAUGCAAGUUGUCUAGGAGAAACAAUCAGACGAGCACGAAAUUUAGAUGCUGUAAGAGCAGCCGGUGCCUCAAGGCCAAUAGAUAUUAUGCCUCUUGUUCUUGCACUUACUGAAGCUCCAUGUCUCCAACUUCUUGAUCUAGCCAGUCCUCGUCUCGCAAUUGAUGAUCAUCCCUCGAGACUUCUAUGCCAUGCACUCGCGAGAAAUGAAACUCUCCGUCUUCUGAGUCUUGAAGGAUGGACAUUUAGAAUAGAGGAAUCUGACAGUCUAGCAGUAUUUGCUGAGCUAUUGAUGUGCACGAGUGUACGUGAAUUAAAUUUGUGCAAUGCCCGUCUGCAUCUAGCCGUCCACGAAGGUCCACUUUCAAGAUUAGGUCGUAGAGACGACGUCGGAGCGGAACUGUUGAGAGCCGCACCACCCCCGACAUGCCCUACGAUAGUUUUCCUUCGUCUAGCCGGCUUUCAAGUUUCAGUCAACGAUAGAUUAGCAUUGCGUGGUCCUUUAUUACUACCAUUUAUCGCAGGAUUUACAGUACUAAGCGAUUUAGAUUUAUCAUUAGAUAAAUCAGAAAUAGGCAAUAAUAAUGGCUCACAAUUAUUUAUUGAUGAUAAAAUAUUACAACAAUUUUUUUCAUCGUUGGCAAUGAAUUUAAAAAAUUUACAAACAUUAAGAAUAAAUUAUUGGCAAAUAACACUUGAAAAUAGUGAUAAAACAAUGAAACACAUAUCGAAAAAUUUACGGCUUUGUAAUUUAAGUUUUUUAAAAGCUAAUGGUCUUGUUGUUACUGACAGUGUUAAACGUACACAAAUAGAACAUGUCUUUAUUCAAACAGUACUUGCUAAUUUACAAUCACUAACUUGGCUAUGUCUUGAUGGUAUUAAACUUACGGAAAAUCAGUGCACUACAUUAGGCAAAUGGAUUAAAGAUAAAUAUCCAGGUAAUUUAGUCGAAAUAAGUGCUAAAGAUAUUAAUGUUAAAGCUGUUAAAGCUUUCGUUGCUGCCGUUGAAGACGGCGAGCGUAUUGAUAUUAAUUACACCGGUGGAUUUAUUUGUCGAUUAAAAAUAAGCAAAUUGCAGAAAAAUGCUAAAAAUAAAAAUAAGUUUAAGUAAUAAACAAUAUUUGUGAUAAAUUUAUAAAGACUGUGCUACUUUAUAUA